Molecule: messenger RNA, 1320 nt
Organism: Lodderomyces margitis
Lineage: Eukaryota; Fungi; Ascomycota; Pichiomycetes; Serinales; Debaryomycetaceae
Product: ENO1
Exons: 1
Coding region: 1-1320 (439 amino acids)
Biological process (GO): glycolytic process
Cellular component (GO): phosphopyruvate hydratase complex
Molecular function (GO): phosphopyruvate hydratase activity; magnesium ion binding
Source: RefSeq, a predicted model, not a curated record
AUGUCCAUCAAUAAAAUCCACUCCAGAUACGUUUACGACUCUAGAGGUAACCCAACUGUUGAAGUUGACUUGUUCACCGAAAAGGGUUCAUUUAGAGCAAUUGUUCCAUCUGGUGCUUCUACUGGUGUUCACGAAGCAGUUGAAUUGAGAGACGGUGACAAAUCUAAAUGGUUAGGCAAAGGUGUUUUGAAAGCUGUUGCCAACGUCAAUGAUGUCAUUACACCAGCUUUAAUUAAAGCAAACAUCAAGGUCACUGACCAAGCCAAGAUCGACCAGUUCUUGAUUGAUUUGGAUGGUACUCCAAACAAGUCAAAAUUGGGUGCCAAUGCCAUUUUGGGUGUCUCCUUGGCUGCAUCGAGAGCAGGAGCCGCGGAAAAGAAUGUCCCAUUGUAUAAACACAUUGCUGAUCUUUCCAAAACCAAGCAAGAUAAGUUUGUGUUGCCCGUACCAUUUCAAAAUGUUUUGAAUGGAGGUGCUCAUGCCGGUGGUGAUUUGGCAUUGCAAGAGUUCAUGAUUGCUCCAACUGGUGCCAAGACUUACAGUGAAGGAUUGAGAAUAAACACCGAGGUUUAUCACCACUUGAAAACAUUGGCACAGAAAAAGUAUGGUAAAUCCGCUGGUAAUGUUGGUGAUGAAGGUGGUGUUGCCCCUGAUGUGCGUACUGCCAAAGAGGCAUUAGAUUUAAUUGUGGCUGCUAUUGAAAUUGCUGGUCAUAAAGACAAGGUGCACAUUGCCGUUGAUGCUGCUUCGUCAGAAUUUUUCAGACAUGGCAAGUAUGAUUUGGAUUUCAAGAAUCCAAACACAGACGAAACCAAGUGGUUGACAGUUCCUCAAUUGUCCGAAUUCUAUCUCGACUUGUUGAAGAAUUACCCCAUAGUGUUGCUUGAAGAUCCAUUUGCUGAAGAUGAUUGGGAAGCAUGGAGUCAUUUCUUUCCCAAGGUUGGUGGCAAAGUAGAAAUAGUAGCUGAUGAUUUAACCGUAACCAAUCCAAUUAGAAUCAAACGAGCAAUUGAAAACAAAGCUGCAGAUGGAUUAUUAUUAAAAGUGAAUCAAAUAGGUACAUUAACCGAAGCUAUUGAAGCUGCCAAAGAUGCAUUUGCUGCUGGUUGGGGUGUAUUUGUGUCGCACAGAUCAGGUGAGACUGAAGACACGUUUAUUGCUGAUUUGGUCGUUGGUCUUAGAACCGGCCAUAUCAAGUCUGGUGCACCAGCCAGAUCUGAGAGAUUGGCCAAGUACAAUCAACUUUUGAGAAUCGAAGAGGAAUUAGGAGAUAAGGCAAUUUAUGCUGGUGAGCACUUUCGUACUGCUCAUAAUUUGUAA